This is a messenger RNA of Schistosoma turkestanicum, 197 nucleotides long. The record is from the annotation of a GenBank genome assembly. Lineage: Eukaryota; Metazoa; Platyhelminthes; Trematoda; Strigeidida; Schistosomatidae.
CUACGAUUCCUUAACAAGUGUUAAUUUUAAAGGUGUCAUUGAUCAUAUGCUUGAUCGUUUAGAUGAUCGAUCACAUUUGAUCACUGGUAUCAGUUGUAGUAAUUCUUCUCCAUCAUUAUUCGCAUAUGGUACUAAUAGAGGUUCCAUUUUUCUUUGUGAUACACGAUCAAGUUCUCUUUGUGAUCAACCUUCUCUUG